Messenger RNA from Salmo salar (Atlantic salmon), 3857 nucleotides. The record is from RefSeq and is a predicted model, not a curated record. Lineage: Eukaryota; Metazoa; Chordata; Actinopteri; Salmoniformes; Salmonidae.
AUUUGUUCCCAUUUCACACGACAGGCUGUGGUCUAUCUUGGUUUAGUUAAAGAUCUUUCUAGUCAGACUUGUUGCCUCCCACAAUGUAUCAGUGCUAACUGUUUUUGUCUAGGGACAGGUUUAAGGAGACCAGUGGCAGUGCGCAUGUGGUUGUGGAUGAUUCAGCGAGAGUCGAGUCCAGUGAGCAGAGCACUUGACAGCGGCGAGUUUAGCAACACUAGCUAGCUACUGAACAAGCGAAACAAGCGUUUUUUCGGACAAUGAAUAUUUGACAAUACAUUUUAAUGAACAAAUGACCACUAGGAGAGAGGCGACGACAAAAUCUUGGUGCUUUGGUGGACCAUACAUAGCCAUACGCCUGGCUGAAGAAAAAAACAAUCUGCUUCAGGGAAAGGUGUAAUGUUACUUGACAACGAGCCAUAAUGUUUUGGAUUUGACUUGCUCAGUCAUAGAUAUGGCGCUUUCAUAUCAAGCAGUGUUUGUAAGGCCAUUUAACUGAACAUUUUUAUUGAGGUAACUAGCUAGCCAGGCUACUGCUGGCUUGAAUUUGCUAGCUAGCUUACUAGCCAACGUUAGCAAUUGGACCUGCACUUGUUAUUCAAUCAACCAGCCUAUUCACUCCUCAAUUCAGGAAUUUGCGGUCGUGCAUGUUAAUGCAUCAUCAUCUGUUUCAAUAGCUCUGCCAGCCCUGCACACCCAUGAUCCAGCAGGCAGCUGAUGGAAGAUCCGGUUCCCAACUUGCCCACCAUGGUCUCCAGGCUGCCCAAGUUUGGCUCGCGCCCCACGGCUGUGGCUGCCACCGCCCCACUGAGCAAUGGGACCCGCCACCACCCUUCCUCCAGCACCACGGGCAAAGGGUUACCCACUGCCACCACCAGGCAGAACGGAACAAUCCGGAUGCCCUCCUCCUUCUCUCUGAAGUGGAAGAAGGGGAAAGGGGGAGCCCCUGUGGAGAGGGGGGGGGACUCAUGGGAGGAGGACAGAACUGGAGCUGGGCAUCACCCCCGACAACCGCAGCACUUACCAAUGGUGGUACGGGAGAUUAAGAAGCCGUCUAGCAUGCCUGCCACAGUUAAGGUACAGGGGUGUGCUUCCACCUUCCCCAGGACUAUACGCUCCAGAACUGGGUCUCGCGGGGCCAUCCCCAAACAGGCCUUGUCUGGACAGAGUCUCGGCAAUGGCAAAGCGGGUCUCAACGGCCAGGCGGGUGGUGUUGGGCGGUCUGGGACCGGUUCACUCAGGCGGGGCCAAAGCCGUGGUUCUCCCCACAGCAACCUGACCAGCAGCCUGUCCCAGUCCAGCGACAGCCUGGAGACGGCCACAGAGGAGAACAUGGUGCGCUCCCAGAGCCUCACCCACGUCAAGAGGAUCCCCUCCCCCACCGAGCCACCCAUCAUCCGCUCCUACUCCUUCAACAGGGCCUCGGAGCUGACCAAGGAGCUGCCCAGGCCUCUAGCCAAGGUCAAGACAUCUCCCCUGGCCAGACCCACCCCUGUGCUGAGUAGUGGGGGGAGAGGAAAAGGCCUACAUCUUAGUAAGGGUGGACCUAGACCAGUGCCAGGCAAGGCUGGGGUGGGAACAACUAGCUGCAUCUUGCCACCCAUCACACUGAGGAAGUCCUUACUACCGAGUUCAGCCUCCUCCACCACCAAGCCUUCGGCCCUCAGCUACAGGCUCACACGACCCUCCCUCAUCAAGCAGCCUCACCCUGUCCUGGCCGCCACCUCCCAGAAGGUCCAUGGCAACAGAAAGGAAAGCGAGGGGAGGAGGAACUCGGUGGAGAUGCCCCGUGUCACCCCAGACCUGACCAGCAUCACUGACAGCCCAGUGAGCACCCCAGAGGGCCUGCUAGAGGAGCCUGUGGCGUCCAGUGGGGUCCAUCCCCUGGGGGAAGGCCUGGAGGACAUGUCACUCUCCUCCACCUCCUCCCUGGAGCGCAACGACACCAGUGAGGAGUACAUGGACGAUUUUGACAACCUGGGAAAUGGAGGAGACUGCAUUCUGCUGCUCCCGGCCCAGAACGGAAGGCUCGACCAAUCACAGCCUGACUUGGAUGAUGACAACACAGACGUCAACCGACGGCACGGUGGAACCUCCAUGACUGGCCUUCACAGCUUCCUGUCUGACAGUGUGGACUGGGCCAGGAUGGGACUCACUGGGGGGUUGUCUCGGCGUACUAGCCAGGCCCUGUCUGGGGGUGCAGAAUACCCCCUUGGCUCAUCUCUGGACCUGUCCCCCUCAGAUUCUGGCUCGGGGGGGACCUACAUGUGGGACGAGGAGGGUCUGGAGGCCCUUGGGACCAUCACACACCCCUGUGGGAGUUACGACUCAGACCUCAACAGCAUGGACAUACUCAACAACCUGGACAACCUGGAGUCUGGGUGUGACCUGGAUGACGAUGACCUCAUGCUGGACGAUGACCUCCCUGAGCAUGGCUCCUUGCACAGUGAUACUGAUGGGAUGUCCCAUCUGUCCCACUGGAGAAGACAGCUCUGUUGGACUGCAGAGGAUCACCUCCACAAUGACAACCGUGACGUUGGGUUCCAGCUGUAUGAUGGGUACCAGGGCACAGGCUUGGCAGGUCUUCACCAAGCUGUGGAGCUGGACGAGCUGACACUGAAACACAUGGCAGAGGACUGCUGCUCUGUCAAGACCCAGCUAGAACACCUGAAGCUACUGCUGCAGGUGGAGGGUGGUAGUGAGAUGGACAACACUCUGGAUACAUUGAGCCCAGAAUCCAGAGAGGACCCCAUUCAAGCUCGACAGGUGGAGGAGCUGUUGAAGGAGGUGCAGGAGCUGAGAGAGGAGCUGAGAAGUAAAGAUAGGAUCAUUGCUCAGCUCACCAAGCGUGUGGCUGUUCCUGUCGAGCCCACGAGAUGCCACUGCCAGCAGCACUGGGACGUGGAAAGAGUGACGGUGACCUACCAUGACAAGGCCACACAGACUCCACAGUGGAGGGGACAUGCUCCUCAAAUACUACAGCCUUCCAGGCCAUGGCCCAACAGUGUGCAGCAACUCCAGCCCCAGGAAAGACUAACAAGCUCAGCCCACACCGAGGCUCCCCGAGGCUCCUCCAACCCUGGCUGUGGGGACCCGGCCAAAAUGAUCCCUGCACCUAGCCUCCCGCAGUCCCCCGGCUCUCUGAAAAUAGCCUCCAUCCCUAAGAGGCCACAGGAAGGCCCCACCACCACAACCAACUCCACCCAGACGUCCAUGGCAGGCUUCCCCAGGGUGGUGAGAGGAAUCCAGUGUAGGAGCAGUCUCAGGCCGGGCUGCACAGCUCCACAGUCCAGGCUGCUCCCACCUCCUUUCAGAGGUCUGCCCUGCUACAGCUCCGCAAACCAGGCCUCUGCCUCCUCCCAGGGCCCUGCACUGCCGGCCUGCCCCCGGACCAAAGCACCCAGACAGACUCCAGGCCUCAGAGAACCAGAGAUUGGCGGGCUCAAGGCCAGAGGUCUAGUCCAUCCCAGCCUGUUACGACUUCCCAAGCCAAAGAGCCACUGACUGCUAUCUCUCAACUCUCAAACAUUGCCAUGUAGCAAGACCACUCAGCACCACCUUCUACCCAUUCAAACCCAAAAGAUCUGACUUCUUCUAAAGGCUUCCAGGCCUCACCUCAGCAAGGUUACCGUGUCUACCCUGUAAGAAAGGAAGACUUGUAGAUUAUAUCCAAAAUCCAAAUCAAAUCAAAUGUAUUUAUAUAGCCCUUCUUACAUCAGCUGAUAUCUCAAAGUGCUGUACAGAAACCCAGCCUAAAACCCCAAACAGCAAGCAAUGCAGGUGUAGAAGCACGGUAGCUAGGAAAAAGGCCAAAACCUAGGAAGAAACCUAGAGAGGAACCAGGCUAUGAGGGAUGG